CUUUAUUUUUCAGCACUAUCAAUAAAUUGGUCAUCUUUAAUCAAAAUACUGAAACUAGCCGCAAUAUUGUACUACCAUACACGAAAAAUAGUUCGAAGACAUCUAUGAUCAAAAACACUUAAAACCCACCCAUUCCUUCUACUAUUAACGGUCAUAUUUUGUAAUUGCAUAGCAUAAACCUUACUCUUUCAUUAGAAAAACUAGCAUGCCACCAGUCAGACUGCAAGAUUGCAUGAAUGAAUUGUUUUAUAUUUUACACACAGUUCCGGUUAUUACCUUGAAGAAAAUAAGCAUAAAUAUUGAGACAGGACCACGUUAAUUAAUUUUAUUCACUUAGGUUCUCCCCUACUGCUUACAACUUACUACAUCUUAAGAUCAUAAUUAACAUAGAUGUAUUGAAGCUAAUUAAGAAUAAGUACGUUUAUCUUAAUAGAAUGAAGCUUCCAAUAAGUUCGAAAGUGUUUCAAACAAAUACAAUGGGUGAUAGAAGAUUCCUAGUUGCCAAGGCAGUAACUGUGAUCAGACAAGCGUUUAUUUUUAGCGAGCACUAAUUUUAAGCAUAAGGAGAGACAUCGACAUGACGACCGCUCACACGGAACCCGCGAUCGAAUCAAGUGAACCAUAUUGGAGUCAUCGUUGGAGGGGCUUGACAGAAGGCUACCGCUUGUUCUGGAAUACAUCUUUAGACUCUGAUCAUGCUCUAAUACGAUCACGCAUGUGCUUGUACCUCACUGGACGAACGAAAACCACAUCAAAAAGACCUAUUAGAGUCGAACUCAGUGACGAGGAAAUCAAAAGUAGAUUCUAGGAACAACUAAGGUCACACUUAGGUAGUUCUGAAAACAAGGCUGACAUCAGACCUGGUUGUGGCUGCAUUGACUACACAUUCACCAUUCAUCAGAUUCUAGAACACAGGUAUACUUGUCAGCGUCCGACAAUGGUGGUCUUCCUUGACUCGUUUUUGCAACCUCAAGUGAUGUCCGUCAAGUCUGUCCACUUUCUCCAUUUUGUUUAGUUUCAUCAUAAACGUACUGAUGGAAAUAACGUUCUCAUCGACUGAAUUCUCGGGUAUUGAUCUCCUUCCAGGAGGUCCACUUAUCGACUUAGAAUACACAGAUGAUAUAGUCCUGUUUGGUGAAGACGCUGAUAAAAUGCAGAGUCGUUUGGUAGCACUAAGCAACAAUGCCAGGAUGUUUGGGAUGUGUUUCUCCCCUGAUAAAUGCAAGUUUUUGCUUCAGGACUGGUCUGCGUCAACAUCUGAACUAAGAAUAGGUAGUGAGACAGUCGAACGCGUUGACAACUUCACUUAACUUGGAAGUCCGAUCAGCCCUAAUGGGUUGGUGUCUGACGAAAUCUCAGCACGGAUUCGAUAAGCUCGCUUGGUUUUGCCAACUUACGUCACAUAUGGCGAAGGCGAGAUAUCCGUCUAUCAAUAAAAGGACGAGUAUACUGCGCGGCAGUCCGUUCUGUUUUAAUUUACGGCAGCGAAACAUGGCCAUUAAGAGUAGAAGACACUCGUAAGCUACUAGUAUUUGACCACAGAUGCCUUAGAAAUAUUGCUGGCGUCUGCUGGGAUCACCGGGUAAGUAGUAGUGAGGUUCGACGCAGGGUAUUAGGGAAUGAUGGUAAAUCAGUUGAUGAGGUUGUGAAUCUUCAUCGACUGAGUUGGUUGGGACUUUUUGACGUAUCGCUGAACACCGAUUACCAGAACGUGCAGUACUGACUAGUGUUGGGGAUGGUUGGAAGAGAAUCAGGGGUGGCCAAACCAAAACGUGGCAUCAGUGCUUGAAGACACUAACCUCUAGUCUGAGCCAUGUUGGUAGAUGUAGACUACUUGGUUGGGGUUCGCGUGACUAUCGUAACCAAUGGUUGGAGACUCUUGGUGACAUGGUUGAGAAUCGACCACAAUGGCGUCGGUGUAUACACCCCUUGUCUGUGCUUAAACGGUUAUUACAAAUGAAGCUGGUGCAUGUAUUGAUCAUUUAAAAUAAAUACAUUUCAUUCGCAGUUUAUAUAUAAUAAUAGUUUCAUGGAAUACAACAUUCAACUUGAUUAUACCCCUAUGCUUAUGAUAAACUGUAUGCAUUUUCAUGUAUACGUAUAUAUAAGUAAAUAAGUUAGAUGGCAAAUUGUCAAAUGUAACUCAGAAGAAUCUCUUAUCCAAAUAUUUUUCAUUUAUGGAAAAAUGAUGUUGACUAUCUUUGGGAUUUUAGUAAACUGUUGGAUUUGGGUUUCUUUUCAUAUACAAUCAUUAGAUGCAUCAUUUCUGCUUCAUCAUAACUUAAAAACUUCUUCGAUAGUUGAAGUGAAUUCACCAUCACCGCCUAUUUUACCGGAACGUUUUUACACUGAAUUUUCUAUUUACUAUACACCAAGAGAUGAUGAUCAAAUGCCUUUGCCACCAUGGCCACAAAUUAUUCCGCCACAAUUACCAUAUGCUGUUGGACGUGGUAUGACAUGGUAUGCUAAUGAUUUAAACAUUGCAAUUGAAUAUUAUGAAGAUUAUUGUGUACCAAUAUUUGAACCAACCAGUUAUUUUCCAUGUAUUCUGUUUAACUUCAAUCAUACAGCUUAUUUAAUUGCACCAGUUGAUUCAGGUUAUGGACCAUGUUGUGUAUAUCGUAAAUCAUUUGAUAUACCUAAGAGAAAUUUCAUGGAACAGUUUGCUAAAUAUUAUAAUGGUACAACUGAACAAUUGGGAUUGGAUUUAUUGAAUCAAACUAUUCAAUGGUGGGUUAUACCAUCUGAUAAUGAAAAUCAACAUAAAUAUUAUCUGAAGCAAAGAAAUAAAUCUUCAUUAACUAGUCAUUCAGUUUUCGGUGGUUAUGGAUGGACUGUUGAAAAAUCAAAAAAUCGUGUACCAGUUUGCUUUUGGUACGAAGGUAAUGUUGGCUGGACUCAACAGCUGUUUUUCAAUUUUGUUACUGACGGACCGAGAAUAUAUGAUCUGGAAGGAUUUCAACUACCAGAAAUAUGUAAAACUGAUAUAACUUGUAUUUUUAGACCAUGAAAUGUUUUUAGACAAAUAAUUUGUCUAGUUGAGUGAUAAAAUUUGUAUGAGUUUGACAUAAACAUGUCUCUAUUAGCCUAUUAAUCAUAUGUGGGUAUUAAGGACUAAAAGUCAUUUUGUUUCUUAACAGUUAAAACCAUCUUGACGUGUUAAUAUUUUUUAUUUGGAAUACUUUUCUCUUGUAUUUCUUCAGAAUGUAGUCAUUGUUUCAUUCUGUAUGGUGCAUUGCAGUACCAAUCAACUUUAUGUCACAAAUAAAUAAGAGUUCUAACAACGGAAGGUUGGAAUUAUCAUGCUUGACAUACAUUA
Messenger RNA from Schistosoma haematobium, 3319 nucleotides. RefSeq lists its product as uncharacterized. Bases 2186 to 3010 code for a protein of 274 amino acids. The record is from RefSeq and is a predicted model, not a curated record. NCBI's taxonomy places the organism in Eukaryota, Metazoa, Platyhelminthes, Trematoda, Strigeidida, Schistosomatidae. The transcript is spliced from 4 exons.